Molecule: messenger RNA, 306 nt
Organism: Zonotrichia leucophrys gambelii
Lineage: Eukaryota; Metazoa; Chordata; Aves; Passeriformes; Passerellidae
Product: feather beta keratin-like
Exons: 1
Coding region: 1-306 (101 amino acids)
Cellular component (GO): intermediate filament
Molecular function (GO): structural constituent of cytoskeleton
Source: RefSeq, a predicted model, not a curated record
AUGUCCUGCUACGACCUGUGCCGGCCCUGCGGCCCCACCCCGCUGGCCAACAGCUGCAACGAGCCCUGUGUGCGGCAGUGCCAGGACUCGCGGGUCAUCAUCGAGCCAUCCCCUGUGGUGGUCACCCUGCCCGGGCCCAUCCUCAGCUCCUUCCCCCAGAACACCGCCGUGGGAUCCUCCACCUCCGCCGCCGUGGGCAGCAUCCUCAGCGAGUCCGGGGUCCCCAUCAACUCGGGGGGCUUUGGGCUCUCGGGGCUCUCCGGCCUCGGUGGCCGCUACUGCGGCCGCAGGUGCCUGCCCUGCUAG